AUGGGCGGCGGCGACAUGCUGCCGGACGCAGGGCUUGCCGACGCCUGCUCCCGCCAUGUCACGGCCAUCUUCCCAAGCAUCUGCCCUCAGUUUCUCGACAGGCUGGCAAGCAAUCUCGGCUUUGACGCAAACGCCGUCAUCAACCACAUCGUCGAUCAACAAGACGAGGACAAGCCGUAUCCGAGAAAGCAGGCCCCAAAUGCACUCAAGCGCAAACGUGAGAGCCUUGAUGACGAGGCCCAAGAGGUCGCCCGCGUGAAGCGCAUCUACGACGUUGCGGGCCGUCAACCCCGCGUUCUGACGCACCGUCUCGCCCAUCAGAUUCGAGACUUGAUUUACAUGGACUUCCCCCAAAUCCCCCUCCACUCCAUCCAGGCAGCACUGGACGCUGCUCGCAACUUUCUUCUGCCAGCCUAUGUUGCCCUCUUUGAAUCGACCUUCGAUCGUGGGGCGCAUGGUCCGUGGGACCCAUCAGCUGAAGCGCCCUACGCUCGAGGGCCCUAUGCUCCGGAAAACCUGAACAAAACCAUCCAGGAUUGUCUCGAUCCGGAUGAGCGGGACACGCUUCUGGAACUGCAAGCCGCCAGGCGCACCGUUGCGUCGCGUGAGCGCGAGCGUCGGGCCGAACUGGAAAAGCACCAGGCAGAGAAGGCAAACUUUGACGAGGCACUGGCCGACGGCUUCAUCAAGGAGUGCGAGUGCUGCUUUGUCGACUUUGCCCUCAAUCGCCUCACGCAGUGCAGUGCAGACACCGCCCAUUGGUUCUGUUUUCAAUGCUGCCGCCGCCAGGCCGAGACACUGGUCGGGCUCUCCAAAUACGAGCUGACAUGCAUGUCCAUGGAUGGCUGCCAGGCUUCAUUUUCCCAUGUCGAACGCCAGCGCUUUCUCGAUGAGAAGCUUGCCUCGGCGCUCGACAGGGCUGAGCAGGACGCCGUGUUGCGUCUUGCCAACCUAGAGAACCUGGUGUCCUGCCCCUUUUGCCCCUUUGCUGCAGAGUGCAGCCCGACAGAGGUGGACAAGGAAUUUCGCUGCCAGAACCCCGAGUGUCAAGUCGUCAGCUGCCGACUAUGCAACAAGGAGACGCACGUGCCCAAGACUUGCGAAGAAGCGGCCAAGGAGCACGGCUAUUCGGCGAGACGAACCAUUGAGGAGGCCAUGUCGGCCGCCUUGAUCCGACGAUGCAACAAGUGCAACACCCCGUUUAUCAAGGAAGAUGGCUGCAAUAAAAUGAUGUGCACCCGUCCGGCCUGCAGAAACGUUCAAUGUUACGUCUGCUCCAAAUCUUGUGACUACUCCCACUUCAACGACCCCAACAGAGGCGGCAAGGAUGGCAACUGCCCUUUGUUUGACAGCGUCGAGACUCGCCAUGCCAAAGAGAUCAAAAAGGCCGAGGAGGAGACGCGCAAAAUGGUCGUGGAUGCCAACCCCGAUGUGGACCCGGAGCAUCUCAAGUUCCACAUGUCGGAUCACGUAUCACAGGACGAAAAGCGACGAGAGCGGGCUCACAGGCGUGCACCCGAGGCCAUACACAAUCUACGACAGCAGCAUGCCCAAGUGCCCGAGCCCGGAGCGCACGACGCGGCCGCUGCGGCCAGAGCGGCCCAUGCGGCCAGAGCGGCCCAUGCGGCCAGAGCGGCCCAGAUGUACGCCAUGGCCAGAGCGCCUCGUGUGCCGCGCAUGGCAAACAAUGCACCGGACAACGCUGGUCAAGGCCAGGUGCCAGUCCAGGGACAGGUUCGGGACAUGAUAGCGGGGCUGAUCCAUGGUGCUCAUCAACCGCAGCGGCGGCGGCCCCGACCCAUGCCUCGAGACAACCGACAUCGCAUUGCUGCCCAGCAGGCAAUGCAGGCGCAUCAAGCGGCCAUGGCCGCCGGCAGGAUAGAAGGGCAACUCCAGAGCGUCGACGUGUCCCCCGCGCCUCCCUUUGGCCUUGGAUUCAUGGGCGCGAACUCGCCCGCCCUGCGCACGGCGUUUAUCCCCGACCACGAGAGUGGCAAGGAGUAG
This is a messenger RNA of Hirsutella rhossiliensis, 2004 nucleotides long. Its product is annotated as ring finger domain-containing protein. The coding region runs from base 1 to 2004 and encodes 667 amino acids. Lineage: Eukaryota; Fungi; Ascomycota; Sordariomycetes; Hypocreales; Ophiocordycipitaceae. The record is from RefSeq and is a predicted model, not a curated record. The transcript has 5 exons.